Molecule: messenger RNA, 2128 nt
Organism: Oreochromis aureus
Lineage: Eukaryota; Metazoa; Chordata; Actinopteri; Cichliformes; Cichlidae
Product: scavenger receptor cysteine-rich type 1 protein M130-like
Exons: 3
Coding region: 37-411 (124 amino acids)
Cellular component (GO): membrane
Source: RefSeq, a predicted model, not a curated record
UCUGCUGUCUCUGAUCUCUCUGUUUGAUCUUCUCUGAUGUCUCCAGACUCUGUCAGGCUGCUGAAUGGUUCCAGUCUGUGUUCAGGCAGACUGGAGGUGAAGUCUAACCAGAGCUGGUCCUCAGUGUGUGAAGCUGACUUUGACCAGCAGGAUGCAGAGGUGGUCUGUAGGGAGCUCGGCUGUGGGCCUCCUUCGGUCCUCCAGGGGGCGCUCUAUGGAGAAGUGGAGGCUCCAGUGUGGAGCAAAGAGUUCCAGUGUGGAGGCCAUGAGUCUGCUCUCCUGGACUGUAGAAGCUCAGGCUCAGCUCGAAACAGCUGCUCACCUGGCAAAGCUGUUGGACUCACCUGCUCAGAGCCAAAUGAUGUCAGGUUGGUGGGAGGAGCCAGUCGCUGUGCAGACAGAGGCAGAUGACAUAUUCAGGUGAUUGCCACGAUGGAUGACAUGCUCAAUUCUGCAGAUACGACUGAAAAAGCGUACGAUAGAAAUGCUGACAAAGCAGCGGUCCACGAUCCACUACCUGCUACUUCAAAGUUGCCUGUUACACGUGAUUCCACUGCAGACCUUACAGGUAUGCUCACAUGAAACACGUAUUAAUGAAAACACACAUGCUUAGUACCCUGAUUUCUCCUUGUUUCUGCGCUUUCAGAAUCUUUGACUGAAGUCAAUAGUUUUUCAGAGCAGAUUUCCACUGAGGACACUGAACUAUCUUCAGUGGACCUCUCUGCAAAUGUCUUCCCCCAUAGAACAGUAGGUACGCUGACCUGUGAGUUCUUUACUUGUAAUUUUCUCCUCUGAAAAAUGUUUCCACAACAAAUUUCUUCUGUCUCACACAGAAGCUCCCAAAAACAUGCAAAAUAUACCAAAGUCAGGAGUGACCAGAGCAGUACCUAACUGCAGUCCACAAUCUGUGGAAAAGGAGCAGCCAAAACCUCGCAGUGCCCUGCUGCCGUCCUCUCUGGAGGUCAGCACAGUCCAUGAAUUGAGCCAUCCACCCAAACCAAAGGGCAAGAGCCAAGAAAGCCUUAAAACCACUUCUGCUCACACCGACCCAGGCGCAGAGGGUAAGGACAAUAGACUUUAGUGAAAUCCUAUUUCAUCUCAUUGUUCCCAUAUAUCUGUUUUCUUUCUGCAUCUUUCCUCACUAACCCUUCUCUUCUAUGGGAGACCUUUGUGCUGCGAUCCUCAUGGCCUGCCUCUUCUGCCACCCCCUGGACUGCCUCCUGUCCACGCUGAGGGGGUUUAACGGGUGCGCCUGGUGGCUUUGCUCGUCCUUCUACGACUGCGAGCCUCUCCUGCAUGUGAUGCACCACUGCAACCUGUGCGGGUGUCUGGGUGUUUCUCGCUGCUUCCAGAGCGACUGUCCACUGUGCGACUUGUGCCUCCACGCUACAGAAUGCCUGGACCUCGCUAUGGAAAUCUCUCAGAUGCUUUACCACUGACGCCUACUGCCAGAAAAUAAGGCACAUCCACACAAAAACCGAUGGCAAUCAUUUAUUUGUUAAAAAUCUUCUCAAAGCCAAAUUGCAGUGACAAGACAUAUUGGUUUGUAGUUAACAGUCAGUGUGAGUAUGAGUCACUGUGUAUAUGCCUGGUUAAGUCAGGGUUAAUAUUGUGGAGAAGAGUAAAAGCUAAAAAAGUACAGAAGUUCUACUCUGUGAUUUACGGGAACACGACGAGCAACGCUGAGUGAUGGAGUGGAGCUGCUUUAAGCUGAAAGGUACCUCCAACGCUCUGAACGAUCAGUGGAGAGCUUAAAAAAAUAAUUGUAACCACCAAUCAAUGCCACUCAAAGCUAUGAUUUAAAUAUGUUUUUGGCUGUUUUAACUAAAAACAGUGCAUCAGUGUUAGAAAAAACAAACAAAAAAAUACUCAAACACACAUUCAUUAACUGUACACAAGGUUCAGUAAGCAUGUGAUGAAAAAAAACCUAACAUUUGUGACUAUUUAAUGGAAUAAUAAUUGCAUUGAGAUUUCAUUCAAUAAAACAUCAUACAUUGUUAUAACAGAAGUGAGACUAGUGGUUGGUUUAAAAAAAAAAAAAAAGGAGGUCUGAGCCAACUGAAUUCAGACUACAAUGAGCAGGAAUCCAUUAUUAGAUUAUAUCACUUUUCAUCAUCCAAAAAAACAA